Ceutorhynchus assimilis (cabbage seed weevil) is the source of this 1963-nucleotide messenger RNA. Lineage: Eukaryota; Metazoa; Arthropoda; Insecta; Coleoptera; Curculionidae. The record is from the annotation of a GenBank genome assembly.
CCCCUUCUUCCACGAAAUUGGUGCACUUAUAAAAAGGAAAAGUUCGACCCCCCGCACCACUCUAGUGCAGUGCCACCGAUCACGAAACAUGUUGAGAUACGUGGCAGUCUUUGCUUUAGUGGCAGCAACCUUAGCUCAAGACUUCGCACCAUCAGCCCCUAGGCCGGCACCUCCUAGAAUCCAACCCGGAUAUUCUGGUCCGUCAGCGCCCAGACCCACACCCGUACCGAUUAUCAAACAAAUUGACAAACACAAUGAAGACGGUUCCUACACAUACGGGUACGAAUCUGCCGACGGUUCCUUCAAAAUCGAAACCAAAUUGCCCACUGGAGAAGUUAAAGGCAAAUACGGAUAUACAGACGACCUAGGAAAAGUAAGAGUGAUCGAAUAUGGUGCAACCAAACAUGGAUUUGCUCCAUCUGGUGAAGGCAUUACUGUUCCUCCACCAACUUUGGUAGAUGAAACUACCGACAAAUCUGGCAAUUUGCUGGCAGAAUAUUCUGGAGCUUACGAUCAACCUGAUAAUGAACCUGAAAAUGUUCCUCAACAAGCUUAUACCAGGCCUAGACCGAUUGAAUAUAGCAACUUCGAAUUCUCCUCAGUCCCGGAAGCUAGGCCAGCCCCUAGACCAGCUCCAAGACCUGCGCCCUUGGAAUACUCGCCACCGCAAACUUUUGAACCUGCUCCACGUCCAGCGCCUGCACCAAAGCCACAACAAGCUCCUUCUUCUUACUCUUUUGAUACCAGCCUAUUCCCAUCUGCUUCAAUUCCAACCAGGCCAGCUUUCUCACCAUCUCCAGUUCCUCCUAGGCCUACCUUCGCUAACGCUGCCCCUAUUCCCACAGAAUAUUCCAGGCCUGCUGCUCAACCGUCAUUCGCCCCAGCACCAAUUACCAGACCAGCACCAGUACCUCAAUACAGGCCUGCACCUGUUGUACCUCAAUAUAGGCCAGCGCCAGCGCCUCAAAAAGCUGGUAGGCCAAAUGGAGGAUCCAUUUUGGAUCAGCUCAGCAAAGACUAUGCUUUGCCACAGGGAGACUCUGCGCCUUCUCAUGAUAUUAGUUUCGGGUAUUACUAAAUAAAUUCAAUCAAUUAUUAGGAUUUUAAAAUUGUGAAAACCGUAUGCUGAUUUGUCGUAGGGAGAAAAUAUGUAUAAUUUCUAGUACUAUACCUAUAGAUACUUAUCAUGUAUAGGUAUAAUUUUGUUAUUCAUUUGCCUGAUUUUCUUUUUUCAAUUUUCAUCUCUCAUUUUCUUGCACUAUCACCAAGCAACGGCAAUCUACAAACCACUAUUUCCCUGAACUCAUCACUGUUGUUUAGUUUUUCAUGCUUGCAUGUUUUUUUCCUGUUUCAACACCUUCCUACUAUAUCUCUCCACUUCAUUCUUUUUCUGCCUCUGUAUAAUAGUAUACAAAAACUUAUUUUACUGCCUACCUACUCACUUUUUAUCUUAUCUAUUUUUCUUAUUAUUUUAUUAUUAUUAUUUUUUCUAUUCUUGCCUUCUGUUUUCUGCUCUUAAACUUCUCUAGUCUAGUCUUUCCUUCAUACUUAUUGAUUUAUUUUUUAUUUUUCCUAAGUUUAAUGUUUUUCUUUUUUAGAUUACUAAACUCACAGUUUUUUUUCCUACUUAUCACUGUUUAUCCUGCUUACUAAAUAUAUUUUGCACCUAUUUUUUAACAAAAAUUCUCUAUUUUUCCUUUUUUUUAUUUCUUUAUUUUAUCUGAUUGUUUUCUCCCUUGUAUAUCAAUACAAUAUACUAUGCCAUUGUUGUUAAGUAUUUUGCAUGUUUUCGACUGUUUAUUUAUAAUAUAAUUACUAUAGGUAAUAUAUUCUUCUUUGCCUGCAAAUAUCUGUAGAUAUCUGAACCAAUUAGCCUAUUUUUUGUACGAUUUAUAUAUUGUGAUGUACGUUAUGUGUAAAUAAACUUCCAUAAAAUCGAAUAAUAAUUUUAUUUUAGCUUGUU